AUGGUCCCGCGCCCACCAGAAUCGCAGGCUCUACCCGACUUGGACAUCCGUGUUGAGACGAAGCCUCUGGCAAGAAGGUCUGUCUCAUCAUUGGCUUCUUCCAUCGAUGCCGAGCUUCUUCGCGGUGUUUCGCUGGGUCUUGUCCUGGCAGGUUGCGGGAGACAGUGGGCGAAUCGGGACGCGGAUGACUACCACCUCAGUCACCGUGUCACUACGCUUGAUGUAUUUUUAAGUCACGACUGGGGUACAAAGCGGUGGCUGAAGACCUUGACACUGCUGGUUCAUUUCAACAGUGUACCCGCAGCUGUGGCCAGCCUGGUCAUGUGUAUUCUUGUCAGUGUGCUAAUUAUUCUCCGGUUGCUGGAGGGAUGGGCAGGGGGUGUGCUUGCCAUCCACGCUACCUAUUGGUUUGUGUUCCUGUUCUGGCAAAACAUCCGAGGCCUCUAUAGGAAGCAGGUCGUGUUUCUUGACCGACUCUGCAUUGCGCAGCAUGAUGCAGACCUUAAGAAGCAGGGGAUACUGGGGUUGGGUGGAUUUCUGGCCAAGUCACAGAAACUCUUGGUUCUGUGGAGCCCGCAAUACUUCACCCGCUUGUGGACGGCCUUCGAAUUGUCAGCAUUUCUGAGACAGGACCAAGCAAGAGCAAAGGACAUCGCCUUUGCUCCUGCAAGUAUGGGCCCACUACUUUUCUACUUCUGCUGCUUUGAAACGCUCUUGAUGACCAGCUUCCAUCUUCUGAUGGUGCAAUAUGUGCAGGGCGGUAUGAUGGAGCAGGAUGGGCUGAGCAACCCACGCGACAACCUGUCGCUACUUAUGCUGGCCAUGCUCAUCACAUGUGCACCAGCCUUCUUUGUGAUAGCACCUGUUGUUCUCUACCUUGGUACAAUGCAGAUGAGGGCCCUUCUGCAGCUGAGGAAGCAGCUGGAUGACUUCAGUAUCCGGGAGUCCAAGUGCAGCUGUUGUGAGAUGCACCACUGUCACCCUGAGACCGGCGAGGAGAUCUUGUGCGACCGGAUGCUCGUGUUCGACACACUAAAGAGAUGGUAUCCGGAUGAGGAGUCUACGGAGUCGCAUUUGGACAAGUUCGAUGAGAUGGUCCACACAAAGCUUGGUGGCUUCGUGCGGAACAUCUUGGGCUCCGGUGCUCCACACUUGUUGCAUAUCGUGGCAAUGACGGCACAUCCUUUGCUUGGAUUCUUGUGUCACUACGUCUACUUGGCCUCGAAUGACGUCUUUGGCUGGACAGCACAUGGUUGGAUGAUCGGAUGGCUACAGGCACCGCCAAUGGUGUACCUUGCAUUCUGGGAGAUGCUGCAGUGCUGGAGGAUGGGUGCACGAUUUGGUGAUCGCUGCCCACUGUGGCUGAUUCUGUUUCUUGGUAUGACCGCCGGCAUUUCAUUCAAUGCAGCCCUUUGGCUGCAGUACAACAUGUUCAAAUACAAGUUUGGGUACAACUUCAACUGGCCUGUCGUCGGCUCCCUUGCAUUCAUGUGGAUCGUUUUCAUAGUCCCAUAUGUGUGGGAAUACGCGCGGAUGGGCAGAAAAACAGAAAGUCGCUAG
Molecule: messenger RNA, 1560 nt
Organism: Symbiodinium natans
Lineage: Eukaryota; Dinophyceae; Suessiales; Symbiodiniaceae
Source: the annotation of a GenBank genome assembly